AUGGAGAAGUUUGGUUCAGAUGAAGGAAACGUCAAGUCCACCUUUGUCGAGGAUAAAAUCAGCGAGCUACGCAGAUACAUUGUGGAAAUGAUGCACGCCGAGAUGGCACUCAUGGAAAGCAUUAAGCAGAAUGAGCGUAAUGUAGCAGCUGCAAACGCCCAAAUUAAACACUUCAAGGAGUUGAUUGCUCAAGAACGUCAUCGCUACAAAACGCUAAGGCUGGAGCUGGAAGGAAACGUCAACGAGCUUAGCAGUCUCGAAGAGAAACAAAUAGACGCUGUUACUCAACGCGAGAGCGAGGUGCAAGUGCUUCGCGCACGAUUUCAACAUCAGCGCACCGCUAUGCUUAGCUUGAGAUGUCAGAUUCUAAAUGCUACUACUCAAUUAGAGACGCUAUCGUCAAUGACUGAUUCGAUGGAGAAGGAGACACACAACAUUGCUGUCGCCAUGGAAAAGUGUAAGGAUCUGACACCACAGCGUACCGCUCGUCGUAAGAUUCAUGCCAAGACCAUACAUACCCGACAGUUCAUCGCGCAAAUGGAGCAUGAAGUCAGCCAGCUUGUCAAAAAGAAGACAGAGACUGAAGCCGAACUUCUUCAGUGCGAGCAGAAGGCACACAAGCUGCAUGAACUCGUGUCUACCAAAGAACAGGAAUCCGGGGUAUUGUUUGCUCGUCUUCGUAAAGACACGCUACGUAUUAUUCGAGAGAACGGUAAGGCUGAAGGCAAGUUGAAAGCUAAGCGCAAAAAAUUCCGUCUCAAGUUUAAGAACGAGAUAAGUUCGCUCAAGCGCAGGAUCUCUUUUAUCACUUCAGAGCUCGAAAAAAGUCAGAUGACGAACGAAGACGCCUUGUCAAAUAUAGGUGCUUUGAGCACCAAGCGUGAAGAGCUGGAAAAAGGCGCGCGUGAGGAGCGAGUCGCGGGUGUAGAGAGCGCCAUUGCUGAACUAUCUACAGCAGUCAGCACCGUUGGUAAAGUCAAAGAAAGGUUUGACAUGUCAUUGCUUCAAAAAGAGCUAGCUGCAAAGCAAUCCGAUGCUAAUCGUGCUCAACAAAAGCUGCAGGCGACACAGAAUCUGCUCAAGGUGUCGGAGGACGACCACGCCCAACUGAAUGAAACUCUGGAGGACAUUGGUGCCCAGAUUGUAGGGGCAAAGGAUGCUGCUGAGGCGUUGGACGUCGAAAUUGCUGCUUUGGUGAAAGACAUCAAAGAGCACGAAGCAAGAAGUGAAGUGUUAAGUACAUCUGUGAUUGGUAAACAGAAGGAAAAUGAUGACCUGCAAGCCCAGUUUCAAGAGUGCCAACGCCAGAACAAGAGCAUUGCCAUGAUGCAAGCAAAGCUUUCCUGCCAAAAGGCCUCACUGCUUGAACAAAAAGAAGAAAUGACUUCGAAACUCCGUAAAACUGAAGACAUAAGCAAAGUCUUAGCUGAAGGCAUCGAGCAUGGAACAGUAUACGCGCAACAGCUUUGCGAACAUAAAGCGCCGGGUGAAGAAAACACCCAAAAGCGCAUCGAAUUUGAACUUCGUCGUCAAGAGCUGAUCUUGCAACAGCAGUGCGCGCAAGGAGAGAGAGAUCUUCAAGCAGAGGUCAUUGCUUGGAAUAACAAGAUCGAACGUGUGGAGCAAGAACUUUGUAGAAUCCAAAAAGCGCAGAAUUGA
Peronospora belbahrii is the source of this 1659-nucleotide messenger RNA. Lineage: Eukaryota; Oomycota; Peronosporomycetes; Peronosporales; Peronosporaceae. The record is from the annotation of a GenBank genome assembly.